Rhipicephalus sanguineus (brown dog tick) is the source of this 3696-nucleotide messenger RNA. RefSeq names its product N-acetylglucosamine-1-phosphotransferase subunits alpha/beta (gene Gnptab). The record is from RefSeq and is a predicted model, not a curated record. Gene Ontology annotation, biological process: N-glycan processing to lysosome; carbohydrate phosphorylation. Bases 138 to 3443 code for a protein of 1101 amino acids. Lineage: Eukaryota; Metazoa; Arthropoda; Arachnida; Ixodida; Ixodidae. The transcript has 24 exons. Gene Ontology annotation, cellular component: Golgi apparatus. Gene Ontology annotation, molecular function: UDP-N-acetylglucosamine-lysosomal-enzyme N-acetylglucosaminephosphotransferase activity.
GGAGGCGCGGAUCGCAUGUGCAUUUCGCUACGCCGUUCAGCCGCCAUCCGAUAAAGCAGCGGCUAUCGCGAGAAAAAUGAUAAGCCCCGUUCAGGCAGAAGAGCAGAGCCGGAAAGGAUCGUGUUCGGGCCACAACCAUGCGGCGGACUGUGUUUUGCAAGCUGCUUCAGCGGCAAACCUACAACGUCUUGUCCGAGAAGCGUCUCUGCGUGGUUUCGCUUCUCGCCUUCGCCGUGCUGGCCGUCUCGGCGUUCCAUUUUUGCGAGGUUGCGUUUGAUUGGAGCAAGACCAAGUAUGCUGCCGUCUUUGACAGAUUCCGAGACAACAUCGCCGGCGAGAACUACCAAGACAGGCUGUGCCAAGACAUGCCUAUCGAUGCUGUCUACACCUGGGUGAACGGUACAGACCCAGAACUCGUGAGGAAUCUGUCUCUCAUCAGAAAACAACUCAUGCUAGAGGCUAACAAGUCGAGCCCAGCGGUGUGUCCGUUCAAGAUGUGCGUCAUGUCUCCAAUCCUUAUGCUGAAGCACGACUUGAAUGGCUCGUCACUGCCAACCGUGCAAGAUGGCGAUGUUGAGCGGGUCGUUCGGCUGUCGCACAACCUCAAGGAGCCUCGUUCUCUCGUGGCCCUUCUGUACUCCUCUGUGGACGCAGCCAAGCAGGUUGCUGCGAUUGGCCACACGCUUGUCUCUGGGAGGAAUGCCACGGUCGGUGUGACGUUUGUGACAGCCGACACGGCAGCCAGCAACACCGUCCCAUUGGAAGACAUGCUCAUGGUUUCUGGGAUCUCAUCUGGUGUGAGCGCCCAGGAUGUGACCGAGAAGUUAUCGUAUGCCUUGCAGGAUGGCGUUGUCAAGGUGUACAUGUAUGAGGAAGAAAGCCUGGCUCUAGUGGUCACCUCUGGGAAGUCGGCAACGGAGGUGCUGUCCAAGGUGAAUGUGUCACUCAAGGCACGAUUAGUCACAAUCAGCCGAGUAUCCCUAGUCGUCGAUCCCCUAUUGGAAAAUGAAGACCUUGUGGCAAGCCGAUUUGCUGACAAUGAUGAACUGAAGUACUCGCUGCGGUCACUGGAGCGGUAUGCCCCCUGGGUGAGGAAGGUGUACAUAGUCACCAACGGCCAGAUUCCUUCGUGGCUCAACUUGGACUGCCCUCGAGUCACUAUAGUCACUCACGAGGAAAUCUUCCCCAACAAGAGUCAUCUGCCAACGUACAGCUCUCCGGCCAUCGAGACGCACCUGCACCGCAUCCAAGGCCUAUCGCAGCGCUUCAUCUACCUCAACGAUGAUGUUUUCUUCGGCAAGGAAGUGUGGCCGGAGGACUUCUACACCCAUGCUGCAGGCUACAAGGUGCGUCUGGCCUGGCCUGUACCCGACUGUGCCUUGGGCUGCCCGACAUCGUGGGUGAAAGAUGGCUACUGCGACAAGCCGUGCAACAACUCAAAGUGCGAGUGGGACGGUGGGGACUGCCUGGGCUCCGCAGCCUCGGUGACAGCCCGCCCCUUCAACCUGCUGCCUUUUCCAAGGCCAGACCUCAGCAAGUUGUACUGCAGCACAAGCUGUGCCAACAGCUGGCUUGCUGACAAGUUCUGUGAUCAGGCGUGCAACGUACUGCCGUGUGCUUUUGAUGCCGGUGAUUGCGGAACAGCGAACUAUGGCCAACUGUAUUCUCUGGACCUAUCAUGGCACCAAAAGAAUUACAGCCUCCCGUCAGGCCACACGCUUGCCUACUUCAACUUGUCCUCCUUUCUGGGAGAGGGUGGCUCCCUGACCGACGGAAACUACGAGGAGAACGCAGCUGUGCGCCUGGUGGCAGUGUCUGUGCCGAGCAGUGUCAUCACAGUCAUGAUCUUCCCAAACAGCAGUGCCACCACAGUGGACUUGACUGUCACUGGCCUGCGGGGCAGUGUGUCCUUUGAGUUCAAGUUUACGCUGACGACUGGCGUGGAUGUGCCGGCAGAGAAGUUAACCACUGCUGCGCCAUUGUUGCCAACAGAAGUGAGCUCACCACCAGUGAAGGCAUUGGCAGUUACCGAGGAAACUGUCAACUUUACAGGAUACCCAGAGAAUAUGAGGUAUCCACCGGAUCCAGAGCUGCUUCCAGAUGGUGAGGAGUUGUAUCGCUAUGCGGACGUCGAUGUGAGACGUUCGAUGCUGCCUGGAGAACUUGUGCGUGAGAUAGUGGAAGCCAGGGUCCUAUACUCAACAGGAUUGGUGACCCUGAAAGGCUUUCGUAAGCGCAAGUCCCAGCUGAUUGAGCAGUACAUAAAAAACGCCACCUUGGUCGGAGACCAGGACAUUGACCUCGUCUUCCGGCAAGGGGCUGCCUCAAAUGCCACUGCAGCCAAUGAGACUGCGCUUCGGCCACCUCAACGGGCGCUGCUCGGUCUUCGGGAGGGCUGGCUGCCGUGGGAAAAACAAAACGUGUUUGGUGCCUUGAUGAAGAGGCACACGGAGGUAACAGUAGAGCCCAUCAGGUGGCAUCGGCGACGCUUGCUGGACACCUUUGGGGACUCUCUGCGCCACGUGAACCGGUUGUUCAACACUGCAUUCGGCUACGAGACACGCAAGGUCCCCUCGCACAUGGCACACAUGAUCGACGUUGAAGUUAUGAAACGGCUCCAAGAUAAGUUUCCUGAAGAGUUCGACAGGACGUCUUCGCACAAGAUCCGCAGCCCCAACGACAUGCAGUUUGCCUUCUCCUACUUCUACUUUUUGAUGAGCGAGAAGCAUGAGAUACUGCCAGAGGAGCACUUUGAUGCAUUUGAUGUCGACAAGUCAGGGACCUGGUCAGACCGGGAGAUCCGGACCUUAGUCGCACGCCUUUUUGACUUGCCCAUGGAGACUGCCAACUCACGUCAGGUGGAAGAACACCUUGCAGAGUGUGCACGCAACUUCACCCCUGCCAUCAUUCCCUCAACGCCGUCCUACGAGCGCUACCUUGAGUCUAAGCUGCCAACUGUUACCAAAGAAGCAGUUAUGAAGUGUGAGCCCAUCUUGUCGCUGUUGAGCAAAGCGGCACGCACUCGACCUGCCAACCAUUUUGAGACGGUCAAGGUGGAAGACUACGUCUUCCGCAUGCUCAACAACAACGCUUCCCGUGUUCUCAUGCAGCUCGACGAAUUGCGCCGUGAUCCAAAGAAGUUCAUCUGCCUGAAUGACAAUCUAGACUACUCCAGCAAGGACCUGAAUCUUGUGCGGCUCGUUGUGCACGACUUCUACGAGAGUCUGUUCCCAACACCAUCACAGUUUGAACUGCCAGCAGAGUACCGGAAUCGGUUUCUGUACGUUCGGGAACUGCAUGCCUGGCGUGCCGAGCGCAACUGGGUGCAUGCUGUCACCUAUAUUGCAUUCGGCGUCCUAGUCGCUUUCACAGCAGUCACAUUCUGCAAUGCCCUGCGGAGCAACCGAAAAUCUUGCCGAUCAGACAACACCUGCAUCAUCUGAAGAUACCACUCUUCUGUCUGCUGGCGGAUCUUUCGGACACUGCAGGCGUAUCGGAGCUUCUCGAAGCCGAAGGCUGCCAGGGAGGCAGUCACCAGCAGAGCCCACAUCACAAAGAUGGCGUAGGUGUCUUCGAAGGUCAGGGUGACGCGGUUGCUGUCACGUCGGCAGUGGUCCCAGUUGCCCAGCAUCUGGGCAAUCCAGCGAUCCAUGAUGCCCAUCUCACGAAGCCACACCAGUCUGCACCGAAAAAAAA